Molecule: messenger RNA, 1017 nt
Organism: Funneliformis geosporum
Lineage: Eukaryota; Fungi; Glomeromycota; Glomeromycetes; Glomerales; Glomeraceae
Source: the annotation of a GenBank genome assembly
AUGGAUUACUUUUGGUCAUUUUUCUUUUACGUUGAUGUUUAUGAUGAAAAAAAAAGAAAAUUUGUCCUUGAUAUAUGUUCAAAACUUUUAUCUCAUCCAUUCGAACUAGUAAACUCUUCACUUGAUUUAGGACAUCAUCAUUAUGAUUGUUCUUUUAUUGAUCAACUGCUUCUAGAAGCUUUUCGAUCAAGAAACGUCAACGUAACACACCAAUUUUAUUCAAACAUUUAUGUUGACUACAAGAAAGAUACGUUGAGAAGUGCUUUAUUGAUAAAUAGAACAUGGGUUAAACCUUUUAUUCAAAGGUUAAAAAGGUUAGAUGAAGAAAAAAGAAUGGAAUGGAAGCAAAAAUAUAAUAAUUCUCCUCAUUCAAUACAUUCAAUAGAUGGAGAGAAAAAUCAUUUAAUCAAUAAUAUUGACAAAAUUUUACCCGGUUUUAAUUAUCUUAUUGACUUUGAAUUGUUUGUAAUUUUUGGAUCAAAGUAUGGAGUUUACAUUAUGAUUGAAACCAAGAAGCAUGAUAAAAAUGCGCGAUUAUCCAGAAAUGUUGCUAGAAAUAACUUUAAAAAUCAAGCCAAAAAAUUUAAACAAUUUGCAAAAGAGGAAUUUAUAGUAAAAGUAAUUGAGGCUUAUUAUACAAAUGAAAAACUUACAUUUGUAGAUAGGCAAGAUAGAAAAAUAGCCGAGAUUAUUGAUAUUCAUAAUGACGGAAAAUGGAGAAUGAUCGAUGUGGUUGAUUUGUAUUUAAUAUCAAUACCAAUAUUACUUAUUAUUGCGUUUGUUGUUUCUUGUUUUACCGUGGGAUUUUAUGAAACAUUUGAAAUAAUUGGUGAAAUUUUGGAAGCCAUGCCUCAAAAAGAGGCGACUCUUCGAAAACUGAAUAAUACUCUAAAACUUGCGGAAGAAAAAACAAAAAGGGGUAAGAAGUGUAGAACUAUUGAAAGCGCAAUUUUGAGAAAAAGAGAUAUUGUCGCUAGGUUAACAAAGAUUAUUAUUAUUUGGUUAAUGCAUAAUUAG